This is a messenger RNA of Exophiala mesophila, 1640 nucleotides long. RefSeq lists its product as uncharacterized. Bases 161 to 1429 code for a protein of 422 amino acids. The transcript has 2 exons. NCBI's taxonomy places the organism in Eukaryota, Fungi, Ascomycota, Eurotiomycetes, Chaetothyriales, Herpotrichiellaceae. The record is from RefSeq and is a predicted model, not a curated record. Gene Ontology annotation, cellular component: mitochondrion.
UGGCACUCAGGCAUGACCGUCGAGCAAGUAAGCUAUGAGUAUCGACGACCAUGGCCCUCCAAUACUCCCUCUCAGGUCUCUCAUAGCAUCCAAUAUGCACUAGCACUGGCUCUGUUUUGCAAUAACACCUACCUCCAUAAGACCAGUCCUGCCUUCCACGAUGAGUACCCCUCGCCUCUCAUUCCUCUAUCCCAACUUUUUACGAGCUGUGCGCGCCUGCGAACCAACCACUCACCGAUCGUUGCGGAGCCCUCCUCCAGCGGUCAAAACUCGCAAGGCUGGAUUUCACUCCACCCGUCGACGACCUCAAGACGCUAUCACACAACGGUAUGGACAGGCGGCGACGCAAAAUCUUCCUCCACCGUCGAAACCAGGGGAUCAGGUAGUAAAGGCGGACAAGGACCAGGAGAAGGAGAAGGAGAAGGACAAUGUCAAGGACGCAAGAAGUGAAACCUCAGCGUCGGACGCAGAACCUGCCAAAGAAAACAAAUCCAAAUCCCCAUCUCACACGGAAAAUGACCAAGGCGUCGGACAAGAUGAACCACAGGAUUCCAACACAUCCUCCGACUACAUAGACGAAGCCUCGUUCUCCCGCCCCCAAAAACACCAAAUCAAACCCGAAGACGAAUCCCCAUUAACCAACAAAGAACUCGACAUGGUUCUCUCUAUCCCCUCCCCCUCGGAGGUCAAAGGCCAACAAGAUUCCUCACGACACCCCCAUCUCGAACCCUCCCCUUACGAACACCAUUUCGACACCUACGGCCUGGUUCAACAACUCGCCUCGGCCUACACGGAAGAACAAGCCAUCACAGUGAUGAAAGCCAUCCGGUUAAUGCUCGCGCUCAACCUCGACGUCGCCAAGGAAGGUCUGGUGUCCAAAUCCGACAUCGAAAACGAAUCCUACCUCUUCCGCGCCGCAUGUUCCGAACUCCGCACCACAUUACAAACCGCACGCCAUUCCGAAGCCCAAGCUCAACGAUCCCAACGCGCCCAAUUACAACAUGAACAUGAUAUUCUCAAUCAAAAAGUAACCCAGGAUUUACUUACCUUGCGAGAAGAUCUGAAGGCUUUGUUCAACGAUCGUAAACUCGGGUUACAGGAAGACAAGAGAAAAAUCGAUUCCAAGAUUCAGGAGCUUAAUUAUGAAAUCACGGUUUUGUUGAAUAGUGAGGCUAAGGGUGAGGUGGAGGGAUUGAGGUGGGUUUUGACAAGGAGAGCCGCUUUUGCGAUCGGGGUUUGUGCUUUUAUGAUCAUCAGUACAUUGAACUACAGCUCGAUCAAAGCACGUGAAAGGGAAGAAGCGGAGAAGAAACGGAAAGCUGCGGCCAAGGCUCAGGAGGAGAAAAUCCAGGCGGAAAAUGCCGCGAGAUAUACGACGCCGACUCGUGUUCAGGGUACUCAGACGGAGUAUGAGGAGCAUUUAGGAUAGUGUGGAGGGAAUCGAAUGAUGAAUCAACAAACCAAGCCCUGGUUUAUUUAAACAGAUGUUGUAUCGAUUGUCAAAUAUCGAAUAGUAACAGUCUGAUUGGGCAUGGUUAUCCCCACUAGACUCUUUGAAUUCCUUCUCAAAUACAUUGUGAAGGUCAAGUGAGGACUCUUUCAUGUAUAGCAAAUCACAAUGACGCGUGACAGAACGAUGA